Populus nigra (black poplar) is the source of this 2495-nucleotide messenger RNA. Its product is annotated as chaperone protein dnaJ 16-like. The transcript is spliced from 12 exons. Bases 248 to 1474 code for a protein of 408 amino acids. NCBI's taxonomy places the organism in Eukaryota, Viridiplantae, Streptophyta, Magnoliopsida, Malpighiales, Salicaceae. The record is from RefSeq and is a predicted model, not a curated record.
CAAAUUUUCUUGGUGGUUUGUCUCUAUCGCGGUCGCUCUCUCUCUCUCUCUAAGCUCCAGCUCAGGGGAGGUCCCAUCCCAUGGAGUCCUUCUCUUUCUAGGGUUUCUUUACUUCCUCCACCAAACACAAAAUUGAGAGAGAGAGAGAGAGAGGAAUGUUGGAAAACAUUUGGCUAUCUCCUUCCUUGCUGCAGUGAUUUAUUUUAGGGUUUUGUUAGUUAUUGUUGUAUAUAAAUAGAAUAGCGUAAUGCCAGCUCAUCGAUCGAAGCAGGAUGAAGCAGCAAGGCAGGUGCGGCGAGACCCAUACGAAGUCCUUGGCGUCUCCAGGAACUCCUCUGACCAGGAAAUUAAGUCCGCCUACCGUAAAAUGGCUCUCAAGUACCAUCCUGACAAAAAUGCAAAUGAUCCUGAAGCAGCUGAUAUAUUUAAAGAGGUUACAUUUUCCUAUAAUAUAUUGGCUGAUCCAGACAAGAGACGCCAAUAUGACUCUGCUGGUUUUGAGGCUGUCGAAUCAGAAAGUCAAGAACUUGAACUGGAUCUUUCAAGUUUGGGAGCUGUGAAUACUAUGUUUGCGGCACUCUUUAGUAAACUUGGAGUACCAAUUAAGACCACUAUAUCAGCAACUGUUUUGGAGGAGGCGCUUAAUGGUGCGGUUGAUAUUCGUCCACUUUCACUUGGGGAACCUAUUUCUAGGAAGGUUGAAAAGCAGUGUGCUCACUUCUAUUCUGUCACGAUAACAGAAGAGGAGGCAAGGGCUGGAUUUGUUUGUCGAGUGCAAUCGUCUGACAAAAGCAAGUUCAAGUUAUUGUAUUUUGAUCAGGAAGAAAGUGGUGGAGGAUUAAGCCUUGCUCUACAGGAAGACAGUGCUAAAACAGGAAAGGUUACAUCUGCUGGAAUGUACUUUCUAUGUUUUCCUGUAUACCGGCUGGAUCACACUGUCAACUCUAUUGCAGCUGCAAAAGAUGCUGAUGCUGCUUUCUUCAAAAAAUUGGAUGGGUUUCAGCCAUGUGAAAUAUCUGAACUGAAGGCUGGAACCCAUGUUUUUGGUGUCUAUGGUGACAAUUUUUUUAAAAGUGCAAGUUACUCAAUAGAAGCUCUUUGUGCCGCACCUUUUAUGGAAGAAAAAGCUAAUCUCAGAGCUGUUGAAGCUGAGAUUCUUGGAAAGAGGGUAGAAAUAUCCAAGUUUGAAACUGAAUAUCGAGAGGUAUUGGCACAAUUUACCGAGAUGACCAGUAGAUAUGCACAAGAGAUGCAAGCAAUUGAUGAGCUUCUUAGACAAAGGAAUGAAAUUCAUGCCUCCUACACCAUUGCUCUGCCAAUGAAGCGGAGUUCAAGUAAAAGCAGGAAUAAGGGUCCCUUCAGGGAGACCAAAGAAGAUGCACAAGUGAGAGAUAAGAAACCUACAAGGGAUAGAUCUAAGAAGAAGAAAUGGUUCAACAUCCACUUAAAAGUUGACAAAAGAAAGCCUUGCUAAAUAUGGGUCAGUCUCUGAAGUCUUGCUGAAGUUAAAAAGCCUGUGACUAAAUUCUUUGCAAUGGGAAAACCCUAUCGUAUGAGCGCCGACCAAAGCCACCAUUUCUUGCACUGAAAACCCUUUGGAAUAAAAAAGGGAGAUGAUAUCUGACAAUGGCAUUGUUGGUUGAGCAAUAUUGCCUUGGACAAGAGAGGCGUUGGAUACCAGGCCAUCUUUGCGUCCUAGACGCACAUGGUAGUAAGGACCUCCCACCAUUGUGACAAGGUUGCGUGCAGCGGUGGCUAGAAUGUCAGCACAAGAGACAAUGCCGGGGCACUGGAGCUCAAGGGCAGUCUUCGCACGAGUGACAAGGUCAUAUGCAUCUCCAGGGAUGGACUGGUCGAUGUCAGCAUCACGUUCAGCUUUGUUGAAGGAUGUGGAGGUGAUGAGCAAGGAGCCAUCACAGCCUUCCACCAUGCAGUCGUGGAAGAAGAGGCGAAGAACGCCGGCAGCAGUGGUGGGGCUAGCAAUUUGCUUGUCCGAGACGAUCUGUUCCAUGAUAGAAGCGAAUUGUGGGCAUGUUUGGUUGUAAUAGUCGACGGAGAGUCUGGACUCUGAACAUGGAAAGGAGAUGAAGAAAAGAAGUAAUAUGAGGAGAUUAUGGCCAGGAGAUGCCAUGGUGCAAGGUUUCUGAAAGAUAUGAUGGAGUUAACGAUGGGAAAUUGUUAAAUCAUGUGAAGGAUGAUGGAUUAUGGGAAAUUAACAAGGUAGAGGAUCAGUGAAGGAUGUACGUUUUGGUUAAUUGUGGAAGAGAGGCUUUGGAGGAAAAAGAAUGGACAAGUUUGGACGACAGAGUUUUGACGACUUCAAGGGAUUAUUAUAUUAAUUAAUUACCGCAGGAAUUUUCAUAAUAUACAUGAGAAGUUAUUAUAGCUUUUGUCUAGGUGGCACCACCGUGGCACGCCCUUUUUCGCGGGCUGACCAACUUUUUAGCAAUGUAAAAAAACAAAUUUCAGCGAAAGAAAAUUUUCUUAUGACUCAA